UGUGAAACGAUUAAGGAGUUAAUUUGACCAGACAGUUUGAAAUAUUAAGAUAUUAAAGAAUGCAGUCGUCUUCGCACUUGGUAUUUAUUUCGCCAACUGCAUGGAUUUCCACAUCAGACGAUAACAUUACUUCAACACUUACCAGACUAGAUAAUGCAUCAAAGGUUUCAACUACAGCCACAUCUCUCACGGUUAUUUCAAGUGAAGUACAUGACUUCUAUCUAAGGAUUAUUAAUGACAAAAUAUACGAGAAAACACUGUUACCGUCUUUGAUUUAUUCAAGCAUUUUACUGAUUAUUGGACUUCCUGGAAACCUCUUAGUUAGUUAUAUAUAUCAUACGAAGGAGAGGAAUAUUGCCGGUAAUACAAAAUCACGCGAGAAGAAAUCCUCCGAUAUUUUUAUGAUUACGCUAGCUUGGUUAGAUAUUCUCAACUGUAUAUUAUCGGUCCCUAUGGAGAUCUAUCUUUUGAGAUAUUUCGUACAAUUCGACCAUCCCUGGAUAUGCAAAUUAUCCCGUUAUGUUGCUAUGGUGUUAAAUGCCGCAUCAUCAUUUGUAAUACUAGGGAUAGCCGUUGACAGAUUUAUUGGAAUCAAAUACAGUCAAAGUAAAUACCGAUUUACUGCAAAUACAGCCAUAAAGUUUGUUAUCGUCUCAAUUUUUCUUGCCACUCUGAUCUCGACCCCAGGAAUUAUCUUAUAUGGUACGCAAACACUGCCAUUAACACUAGGGAUACACGGGAAAACUUGCUUGAUUGAAGAUCAUUUCGUGCACACCAAAUAUCCAUUCAUCUUAUCAAUAUUCUUGACAUCAUUACAUUUACUCUUCGACACGUUUUUCAUUAUAUUAUAUAGCAUAGUUGGAAAGAAAGUGGUCGGAAAUCGAAAUCUUUCGAGUAUGCGAUUGCUUACAGGUAAACGAAAAACUCAGUUUAAAUCCAAAAACGUUAUCGACAUUUCACAUAUUACAUUUGAUAAUUGCAAUUUCACCUCGUUUGAUGCCUUGGAUAAAAAUAAAAAUGUACAAUUAAACGGAUUCAAGCACACUGAACAGUAUGUUACUACCUCAGAUGAUCUCCCUUUCACUAAACAAUCAAACAUUACAACAAAGAAGUCUAACUUGUCAAAGGAUUCCGCAGUACAUGGGAAAGUUUAUAAAGCAGGAAAAACGACGUUCAUGCUAUUUGUUGUUACUAUUGUUUUCAUGUUGACCUUUGCACCCUAUUGUGCUAUUGCUAUACUCCGAAACGUUAGUCCAGAUGAUUUCUAUUCCAGAUUGUCAAACAUCGAGAAGGCAUUUUAUCAACUUUUCCUGAGAUCCUAUUUACUUAGCAGUGCAGCAAAUCCUGUCAUUUACAGUUUUCUAAGUGACAGGUUUCGGCAACAAUGCUUGUUUCUUUUAAAAAGAAUUUUUCAUCGGCAAUAAAGUAUCUGGUAAUUAAA
Molecule: messenger RNA, 1441 nt
Organism: Mytilus californianus (California mussel)
Lineage: Eukaryota; Metazoa; Mollusca; Bivalvia; Mytilida; Mytilidae
Product: cholecystokinin receptor type A-like
Exons: 2
Coding region: 60-1424 (454 amino acids)
Biological process (GO): neuropeptide signaling pathway
Cellular component (GO): membrane
Molecular function (GO): G protein-coupled peptide receptor activity
Source: RefSeq, a predicted model, not a curated record